Lycium barbarum (goji berry) is the source of this 1251-nucleotide messenger RNA. RefSeq lists its product as uncharacterized. Gene Ontology annotation, biological process: ubiquitin-dependent protein catabolic process via the multivesicular body sorting pathway. Gene Ontology annotation, molecular function: ubiquitin binding. Gene Ontology annotation, cellular component: ESCRT I complex. The record is from RefSeq and is a predicted model, not a curated record. Bases 298 to 930 code for a protein of 210 amino acids. The transcript has 5 exons. Lineage: Eukaryota; Viridiplantae; Streptophyta; Magnoliopsida; Solanales; Solanaceae.
AAAGAUCAUUAGACUCCGAAGACAAUUUAAAAUCAUAUUUUGCAAGAAUCCCAAAGAAACUUCAAAAUCAGUACUAUAACUUGUUCGCAAAGGAAUACUCCCAUUAAAGAAGUCUUAAAUCCGAUCAAAUUAUGAAGGCAAUUUUUUUGUACGUGUAUGAAUAAAGUCAAUUGCUAACAUUGCAUGCGUGUUGUGUAGGACCCUUUGCAGUUCAACUCAAAGAAGCUGCUCUGAAAUUUCCUUCUCUCUCCCCCUCAGAGUCUUCAGUUUCCCAAAUUUGUUGUUUGGGUCUUUAGAAUGGGAUCAUCAUACGAUUUCAGGAACAGAACUGAACCGCCUUACAGUACGCAAUCCCCCAUGUACGGCCGGCCGGCAACCACUGCUCCCCAUCCGAUAUACGGACAACCCUCCAGCCUCUAUCCUCGGGUCGGUCAACACUCAGGCGGCAACCGUAAUCCCUCUUUUUACCCCACAUCGUCCACUACGGGAAUCGGCAUCAGAGUUGCUAUGAAACCAGAAUAUCGGAUUAGGCCUCCGCCUCCGUUGUCCCCACAAGUAGGAGACAUUCCUCGAAGCACAUUUCACUUUGAUUUUGACCUUGAGAAGAAGAUUUUAGCUGAAGCACAAAAGGAAAGCCAAAACUGGAGCAGUUUAGGUCUGGAAAAUCUUCCAUCCAGAGGGUCACACCAAGCUUCUAUGGCAUCCUCUGGGGAUCCUGUUAUGAACAAAUACAUUGCAUUGGGUCUCAACAGAGAGGCUGUGCCUCUUGCAGUUGCAAAUUAUGGAGACAAUCCAACCAAGGGGACAAGCGGCAGUUUGGGUUGUAGCAGCAAUCACUUAUUUUUUAGCUAUGCUUUUUGGACUGCAAUUAAGAGGGCCUAUGAGCUUGGACAUCUAGAUGAUCUAGAGAAAUCACUCCCACAUUAUUAAUGAUAAUUUCUAUUUAUCAUACUCUGCACCAGAUGGAAUGACCUAGUAUUUGUUUAUCAAUGGUCUUAACGUAUUGAACAUACAAGUAUUUUAAACUAUAUAAGAAGAACAAUUUGUCAAGUAGCAGCCUUUUGCAGUCUGAAAAUCUAGAAAUUAUUUUAUUGAAGCUUAUUGUAAAUGGUAAUAGAUAUUUAACUUUGAUACUCGAAAAGCAUAUCAUGUAAUUUAUUUGGGAUGGAAGGAGUAACAAACAGUGUUACUAAUUAUUUGUGUUAUUGCACUAAGAGAGAGCCUCUGUCUAGUAAAUGGAACAAUUCAUCU